Messenger RNA from Halichondria panicea, 1505 nucleotides. RefSeq names its product TNF receptor-associated factor 3-like. NCBI's taxonomy places the organism in Eukaryota, Metazoa, Porifera, Demospongiae, Suberitida, Halichondriidae. Bases 100 to 1368 code for a protein of 422 amino acids. Gene Ontology annotation, cellular component: cytoplasmic side of plasma membrane. Gene Ontology annotation, biological process: regulation of apoptotic process; protein K63-linked ubiquitination; tumor necrosis factor-mediated signaling pathway. The record is from RefSeq and is a predicted model, not a curated record. The transcript is spliced from 3 exons. Gene Ontology annotation, molecular function: tumor necrosis factor receptor binding; zinc ion binding.
CUAAACAUCAGUAAUUAUAACACUCAUCAGAGUGCACUCUGACUGUAAACUUUUCCCCGGAAACAAGGUGGCAUUAAAUCAAGCUCUUAUCAACGUAGCAUGGCAAGCUAUAACAUUGCUCGUAGCAUUGCACAGAACUUGGAUCUCUUUGACAAGUAUACUUGCCCUCACUGCCACCAUCUCUGCAAGGAUGCUGUACAGUCAGUGUGUGGUCACUGGCUGUGUGAGAGCUGUGCAGAUGAGCUAAUGGAAACUAGUUCCCCCAAGUGCCCACAACCUGACUGCCAAGAAAAUCUCAAAUCAGAUGGAGACCAGUGCUUCCCUGAUCGGUUUGUGAGGAAAGAGAUUGCAAAGAUGAUGGUCAUCUGCCCCUACAAAGGCAACGGUUGCCAAUGGGAGGACAAGACAGCUGUUUUGGAGGCUCAUCUGAAGACAUGUACAUUCGCCUCUGAUGUGACGUGUCCACUAGCUCCACUAGGAUGCCAACACAGCCAAACUGGAACGAAAGAAGAAAUACAAAAGCACAUUGCUGAGUGUGGACCGGAACAUCUACAGCUAAUAGCUGCUAUUUUGAGUCUCUUACGCCCACUAUUACCGUCAGCCAUCAGCUCCGAGAGUGCUAGCGUGGUCGAGAGAGACGGAGUCCUUACUAGCAAAGGAAGCAAAACGAAACGCUUAGCACUAAAACACGAUGACUAUGGCUACCAAAGCAGAAGGAUCUAUAGCGACGAGGCAAGUACAGCUGCUUUCGCUAGUGAGCUAGACACAAAACUGGCCACACAAAUGAGAAAAAAAGAUGAAGAAAUCGAUACACUCGUAAAAAAAGUGAGUAGUUUAGAGAGAGCAAUGAAAUCAAAGCAAGCCGAGUACGAGGAUAGAGACUUUCGAUUAUCACUGAUAGAAAAUAGUUCCCACGAUGGUAACAUGAUCUGGAAGAUCCCGCAGUUCAGUCAGAGAAUGGCCGACGCACAAUCAGGAAAAUAUACAUCAAUUUUUAGUCUUCCGUUUCACACAGGGAAGUACGGCUACAAGAUGUGCCUCAGGCUAUACAUCCUAGGAGACGGUAUCGGAAAGAACACGCACAUGUCGCUCUUCUUUGUAAUAAUGAAGGGAGAGUUUGAUAAUAUUCUGCAAUGGCCUUUCACAUCCAAGGUGAUGUUCAAGCUGAUCAAUCAGACAGGAAAUAGGGACAUCAUAGACAACUUUAAACCUGACCCCAUGAGCAGCUCUUUCCAAAAGCCAAAGUCUGACAUGAACAUUGCGAGUGGUUGUCCACGUUUUGUAUCUCACACUGAACUAAAGAGUGGUGGAUUUAUAGUAGAUGACACUCUGUUUAUCCAAUCCACAGUGGAUUGUACUAACUUGUAACUAGGAGCGAUAACUGAUUAUCUAGGAAACAAUCAAUAUCUAUGUCCAUCUUUUCCUGCAUAUUAUACUAAACUUUUACUAUUUGUCUAUUGUUAAUUUUUUUUAAUGUUAAAUUUUCUGCUUUCAAGCUAACAUGA